Messenger RNA from Linnemannia hyalina, 1308 nucleotides. NCBI's taxonomy places the organism in Eukaryota, Fungi, Mortierellomycota, Mortierellomycetes, Mortierellales, Mortierellaceae. The record is from the annotation of a GenBank genome assembly.
AUGCGUCUUUCCCUCACCCAGAUCUCCCUCACGGCCGUCGUUGCUCUCUCGGUCCUGUUCUCUUCCUCGACCGUCACCGUCUCGGCCGCGCCUGCCAUCCGCCCCGUCAAGUACGAUGGCCACCGUGUCAUCCGCAUCAACAUCCAGAACCAAGCCCAGCUCGAUGCCCUGACUGCACACGAGGAAUCUCUCAAGCUCGACUACUUCACCCACUACAAGGUCGUUGGCGGCAACGUCGAUGUCCGCCUUGCCCCCGAGCACUUUGCCGAGUUCCAGACCCUCAACCUCGACUACAACGUUCAGAUCGACAACCUCCAGGCUACCAUCGACCAGGAAGCUCAAGAGAAUGAUGUCUACCAGGCGAAGUUCGACAAAGCCCGCAAGUCCAACGCCCGCAACCCCGGUCAGGUCUUUAUCGCCGCUGACUGGUUCGCUGGUUACCAUACCUAUGCUGAACAUCAGACCUGGUUGUCAACCCAGAUCUCGACCUACCCUACCAUCGCCUCGUCUUUCAGCGCCGGAAACUCCUUCCAGGGCCGUCCUCAGGCCGGUAUCAAGAUCGGAAGCGGUCCUAACCACGUUGUCUUCCACGGAACCCAGCAUUCACGCGAGUGGAUUACCACCAUGGUCACCGAAUGGUUGGCUGACCAGCUCCUCAAGGGAACCGACACCCGUGUUGCUGGAUACCUCAAGAAGUACACCUUCCACAUCAUUCCCAUUAUGAACCCCGAUGGCUUUGUUAUUACCCAGACCUCCAACCGUAUGCACCGCAAGAACGCCCAGGUCAACGGCGGCUGCAUCGGUACCGACACCAACCGCAACUGGGGCAAGGGUUGGGGUUCCCCUGGUGCUUCGACCAACCCCUGCGCUGACGACUACCGCGGCCCAUCUGCCUUCUCUUCCCCCGAGGCUUUGAACAUUGCCAACUACCUCAAGGCCCUCCCCAACGUCGCCCUGUACAUUGACAUCCACUCCUACUCGCAGCUCAUCAUGACUCCUUGGGGUUACUCGGCCACUCCUCCACCAAACUACAACAGCUUCUUGAAGCCAUUGGUCAAGGGAGCUGCCAAUGCCCUCGCUGCCGUCAACGGUGUCCAGUUCACCUCCGGCGAUAUCUACAACACCAUCUACCCCGCUUCCGGAAACAGUGCCGACUACGCCUACUCCAUUUCCGUAAAGGCACCUCUUGCCGUGGAGCUCCGCGAUACCGGUCGCUACGGAUUCCAGUUGCCCGCUAAUCAGAUUGUCCCCAGUGGAAAGGAGUUCUGGGCUGCCUUUGGCUACAUCCUCGACAACUUGGGAGUCUAA